AUGGGCGUCGGAUGGCACGUCAUGAAGAUUUUCGUCGAUAACGCGUUCCCGGUCACGCUCGUCAAGCAGGCCACCGCGGUGCGGUGCCUGGACCUCUCGUGCAGGCGCAAGAAGCUCGCCGUCGUGGACGAGACCGCGAACCUUCUCGUUUACGACCUGGACACGCAGUCGCUCCUCUACCAGGAGCCGAACGCCAACAGCGUCGCCUGGAACACCGAGAUGGAGGACAUGCUCGCCUACAGCGGCAGCAACAUGCUGUGCAUCAAGACGGGCCUGUUCCCGCCCCACAUGCAGAAGCUGCAGGGCUUCGUCGUCGGCUUCAAGGGGUCCAAGAUCUUCUGCCUCCACUAUAUAUCCAUGCAGACGAUCGACGUGCCCCAGAGCGCCUCCAUGUACAGGUACAUGGAGAUGAAGGACUUCAACACCGCCUACCGGGUGGCGUGCCUCGGGGUGACGGAGGCCGACUGGAGGAGCCUGGCGCUUGACGCGCUCCAGACCCUGCGGUUCGAGAUCGCCCGCAAGGCGUUCAUCCGCAUCCGCGACGUGCGGUACAUAGACCUGCUGAACCGGAUCACCCACCAGUACGGCAACAAGAGCACCCUCACGCACGAGGAGGAGCAGCUCAUUACCGCACAGGUGCUCGCCUUUCAGGGCAAGUACGCCGAGGCCGCGCAGUGCUUCGGGAAGGCCAAGCAGCACAACCUCGCGGUCGAGAUGUACACCGAGCUGCGCAAGUGGGACGAGGCCAAGCACUGGGCGCAGCAGGGCGAGAAGGCGGGUAUGAACAACAAGGCGGCCCCCCUGGAGAGCGGCAUCGGCAGCCAGCCCGACAGCAACAUCGUCAGCAAGGGCGAGGACACGUGCGCCGCUCCAGAGGCGGACAGCCGCUCCCUGUCGCCCAACUUCCGCGCCUUUCCCCUCGCCGGCGCACCCGAGGGGCUCGGGUUCGAGGUGGUGGGGAUGCAGCUGAGGUCGAGGCCCUCGGGGUCGGUGAUUGCCGAGCUGGAGGGCCUCAUGGCGGAACGCGGGUUCGCUGUCUUUCGCGACCAGGAGGCCCUGACUGGAGAUGAGCAGGUGCAGGCGAGCGCUCUCUUCGGCGGCAAGGAGAUACAUUCGACGCACGGGGUCCACCCGGAGGCGCCGAAUCGGCACAUCUUCAGGCUCAGCAACGACGAGAACGUCGGAAUACUUGGCGUGGGCCCCCAGUGGCACAACGACGGCAGCUUCCUGGAGGCGCCCUUCUCGCACGUCGGGUACUACUCGGUGAAGGCGCCCGCGGCCGGAGGGGAGACGUACUUUGCGUCGACGUCCCUGCCGUGGGCCCAGGAGUUCGGCCUGACCGCGGCCGAGAAGGAGAAGUGGAGCCGCCUGGCGUCCGUGAACAGCAACGGCGGGGUCGUCCAUCCCGUCGUGUACCAGCACGCGCUCACGGGGCGCACCCACAUCUAUCAUCUGCACCUGGGGAUGACGGGUGCCGUGCUGGAGCGUGUCCGGCCGAUCGCGGCCACGGGAGAGGACGACAACAGCCCGUCGAAUUUCCGGCUGCUGCCUCCAGACGAGAUGAAGGUGCUGUUCAACCGCUACAACGACCUGCUGAACGACAGCCGCGUCCACUGGAAGCACCAGUACAGGACUGGCGACCUCGUGAUCAUCGACAACCUCGCCGUUGCUCACAAGGCCGACGCCACGGCGCACGAGCGGAGCAAGAGCGCUGACGGCCUCCGGAUCCUGCACCGCACGACAGUUCGAGGCCUCGGGCCCUUCCACGCCGACGCCGUGCUGCCCGGCGUGGGCCGCAUCCCCAUAGAGUACGGGCGCCACCCUUUCAACCCCGAUGGCGUGUGGGAGCCCGGGGGGCUGGGCUACAGGUGGGACGACUCGAUCCGCAUGCAGAACUGA
Messenger RNA from Prorocentrum cordatum, 1899 nucleotides. The record is from the annotation of a GenBank genome assembly. NCBI's taxonomy places the organism in Eukaryota, Dinophyceae, Prorocentrales, Prorocentraceae.